Molecule: messenger RNA, 6908 nt
Organism: Vitrella brassicaformis
Lineage: Eukaryota; Vitrellaceae
Source: the annotation of a GenBank genome assembly
GGAGAACAAACGCCUCGGCCGCCAGCCACCAUGAACUACAGCAGCAUCCUCUCGACCACAUCCAUGGACCAAAGCGGCAGAUCCGUCACACCAUCUUCCUCCCUUCCGACAGCAACACCAGCAGCACCAGCCAACCAGCAGCAGUCAGCAGGAAGCACCCCGACUGUCGUCAAGCUCCGUGACACUCUCGACUUCCUUCAGAAGGUGACCCAGCAGCUGCAGGCAAGGGCCGACGAGAGGCUUAAUUGCCUUCGCUAUGGCAUCAAGCAGCAGGGGCUGCGGCUCUUUCUCACGGCCACGUCAGGGGCGGGAGGCGCGCCGCACGGCAAGAGCAUCGACGGGGUGGGACUGCCUCAGCAAAGAGACCGAAGGGAAGACCUGGUGGUGCAGCUGUUGACACAGGUGACCAACACGUGUCUGCGGCAAGACCGCAAGCCGCGCGUGAGGCUCUCGCUGCUGCCGGUGGAGGAGGGAGCAGAUCCACUCGUGGAGGUCUCCUCCAUGGGCGACAAAACCAUCGUCACGCCAGACCAUAAGCCUGAGCGGAAGGCUGUGUGCCGUCGAUGGGAUCAGAGGAUGCGUGAGCAGGACGGUGACGGCCUCGUCAAGCAGGAGAAGGGCAUCAAAGCACCGGCCGUCAGCUCAUGUGAGGGGCGGGAACCACAAGGCUGUGGUGUAUCAUGAGCGUUACACGUCCUGUCGUUGCCGCCGGACUGUGUGUCGUGUCAGGUCCUCAUGAGCUUGUGGCGGCAUCGGCUUACCACUACGUGGCCAGCCUUCCUGCGUCCUUAGAGCCCACACCCACCACCCAGCCUCUGAUGGCCCCGAUCAUGGUCCAAAUGCCGCUACCCUGGUCCCCACAGACCAUGCACUUCGCACCCGCUGCACCUAGUGCAGCUGCAGCGGCCGGCUUUGGGCCUUUCACGGGCUUUUGGCCUCCGCUGCUCAAGCCACUCGCGACCGCCUUACACUCGGCCAACGACAGUGGCGCCCCCGCCGCAGCUGCCGCUCAAGACAGAUCGACGGAUGCCCAGCAGUGCACCAUCCCCGACCCCGUCCCCGUCGGUGGAAAGGGUGCGCCGGCUGACGAGAGCUUACCAGCCAUGCGACAGGAGCAGCAGAUUGGCACCGCCACCGGGGCGGCGUCGGCCAAGCAGCCAGCUGGCGAGAAGAAGCAUGUCCGACACGAACGCCGGGAGGAGCAUCUCGGCAGUGCUCCUGGUGCCGCGCAGCAGGGCGUCAAGGACCCCAGAAGCUCUGCAAAUGCCAUCCCUCAGCGGAGCAGCAUGGCCGGUGCGCUUGUGGAUCCACGAUGUGUUCAUUUGUGUAUCGUGUGUGAUGUUUGCGUGUCUUGUCCAUCUGUCUGUCAGAGGACGGUGAGGACACUCUGUCCAGAGGCGGGGAGGGGGAGCAGGAGCGGCCGUCCAAGCCAGCUGGUUCCCGCGAGGCGGCUGACAGCGACGCUCAGGGGGAAUGGUGGGUUGGUGAAAGGGAUGACGGGACGACUGUGUACACAAACAGGGCGACGGGGGAGGUCAGCAAGGAGCCACCUGGGCUGAAAUGCCGCCAAAACCCGCAGCCCGCGAGUGAGUACGUAGGAAUCAUAUCAACCCACGCAAUCCAAUCCUCCGUCUGUCUAUCGUGCGUGGCGUGCAGAAAUUCCCUGGUACUCUCUUCCUAAGAAGCGCUCCCGCCGCCGUGCCAAAACAGACCUCCCGCGAGCUGCCGACGACUGGACGGAGACCGGUGGACGGUGCGAUCCCUUGUCCGUCGCCGAUGCAGCCGCGACAGGAGCCAACCGCAUCCCGCUCAGACCAAGGGAGCAGAGUCCAUCCCGCAGGUGCCGUCCGAAGGUCGACAGGAUGAGAUCACGGUCGCCCUUACCGAGGCGCCGUGUCAAGCAGGGCCAAGGCGCCAAGGACGCAAGAUCCUCUGCAGAUGCCAAACCUGAGCCGCGCCACACGACCGGUAGGUUCACAAUGACUCCAUGAUGUAUUAUUCAUUGUGUAUCGUGUGCAAUGCUUGUGCGUCUUGUCUAUCUGUCAGGCGAUGGUGAGCCUUUUCUGUCCAGGGGCGAGGAGUCACCUCGUUGGGGCGACUUGCCUCCGGAGCCCCCUGAGAAGCCCCUCCGCCCCCGUCCUAACGCCAGAUACCCGCGAGCUGCCGACGUCAAGACGGAGCCCGGUGUCACUGUCACGGGAGCCGACCCCAUCCCGCUCAGACCUGUCUCUCCCGCUUCCACUCUCGGCGAAAAGACGCGUCUUGGUGAGAAGCAUGAGGAUGUCGACGUCGGCACACCGGCUCACGGUCGUGAGGAGAGGGGGGUGUGCCCUUCUGGCUCAGCAGCACAGUGGGCAGUUGAUAAGUGUGCAGCCACAGACACAGACCAGCAGCAGCAGCAGGAGGAGGAGGAGGAGGACAAGCACCAGAAGGGCCACGAGCAGCAACAUCAUGAUGGUGGAGAUGGGAGCGAGGAAGGGAUCGAUGAGCUGUGGCAUGGACCCGGUGUGCAGAGGGAGGAUUUCGAAAUCCACCACCAGCAGGCUGCCCCUGACGUCGCCAUGCAGCGAGACGACAACGAUGGCUGCAGUCGCGAGGGCCAGCACGACAGGUGCGGCAUUGGUGCGGAGCCACCUGCGGCGGUCGCCGAGAUGCUGCCGAUGCAGAUGAAUCAGUCGAUGGAGGCUGCAGACAGUCUGCAUUGCAAGGAGACCAAGGAGGAGAUUGCAGACAACGGUCCUACUCAUGAUCCCGCUCCCCCUCCCCUGCGCCCACAACGCGAGAACGAGGAGGCUGAGGUGCCUGGCAGCCAUGUGGCGCUCCCGGCAGACCAUGUGGCGCCCAGCGGCAUCGAUGAACAUGUCGGCCAGCUGCACACGGACAAGGCGCCAUCCGACCAGAGAAUGAGUGACAGCGGUGUGGAGGGCGAGGGGGAGAAGGUGUCGGCCAAGGGGCACCACCACGAGGGCCCCUCGCCCACCAGCACGGGCACCGGUGAUGUGAGCAGCUCCACCAACGGUGACGCCACCAAGGGGGGUGGUGCCUCCCGUGUCAAUGGCGUGGUGGCAAAGGGCGGUGCGGGCCAUGCAGCACCCACCUCCAGCAAGGCUACCAGCAAGGCCGGCAGCGUCAAAAAACACAAGACGUAGGUGUGGGCAAGAAAGGGGACACGGCUGUUUGCACAUCUGACGUGUUUUGUCAACUGGUCUCUUGUCUGCUGCUGUUGUGUCUGGUUCGCCAACAUUAUAGGUCCAAUGUGAGCUUCGACCCCACUGGAUCCGCGUCUGCCCCAGGGCUCACGUCAUCGUUGUCUGCGUCCCGUGCUCAGCCCCCGCCGCCGCCACUCAACGCAGCCGCCCAGACCAAGGGCCGCAGUGAGGAUGGCAAACCGCUGGCCCCUCUCGCCUGCUUCAGAGGCCUGGCAGGGUUCUCAUCCAAGGCCCCCAAGCCGCCACGCACCAUCCCUCUCACACCAUCCCUCGCCAGGUCCCCAGCCAAAAGGGUGCCGAAGCAGAAGGGGCAGAAGGAGGGGCACAAGCUCCAGCAGGCGUCAGUAGCAGAGCCGAGUUCAUCCGCAGCAGCACCACCACCACCACCAGCAGCUAGCAACAAACAGCACCACCCACAGCCACAGCCGAAACCGCCUCGUUGUGAGUCAGCCCUCAAGCACCCGCAGCCCAUUUCCCGCCUCCAUAUGGGUAUGGGCGGCGGCCAGGCUGACAGCGAUGACGAGCCCAUCGCCAACCGGCCAAAAGGCAGGCGGCUCACCGCUCGCCCGGACCGAUACACGCCUGACAAGGCCGCUAGUCAUCGUGAGGAUGGCCAGGGGGGGGCGGCUGCUGAGCACCGCGAUGUCGAGAUGGCCGACAGACAAGUGGACGACAAGGCUGCAUGCCCCCGACCGCAGCGGCUGUCUGCAGUGGACAAAAUGGCAGCAGAGCGGCACAAAGGCGGCUGCUCAGCUGCAGAGGUCGAGACCAAGGUUGCGGCAAUCACGCCCGAGAAGCCCGAGGGCGACGAUGGACUCAAUCCAGAGGACAGCCAUAUCGGGGGCUCCCAGCUUGAGGUCUCUGUCGACAGCAAGGCGUCCAUCGUUGGGCCAUCAACCAGUCGCCGCUCCCCUGUCCCUUUGGAGGCCGACUUUGAGGCAACUCUCAAGACCAAGAGAGACACCGACGCGGCAUUUGCUGGCCUGGAGGUGUCAUAUGCCCGCAGCGACAGCAGAGAAGACGCCUUCACUGUGACGGUUGGCACCUUUGACGACGGCUCCCGUGAGCGCUUCUACGUCCAGGCUGAUGUGGUGCGUCGGGGGAGCUGGGGCUUCUCAGGUAGGGUGGUGGGUCGAUGGGCGAACACCAAACACAGACAGACACAACGCAUCGACACAUCUGUCUGUCUGUCUGCGCUCGAUCAGACAUCAUGAAAAAGGUCUGCCGAGCUGUCGGGCUGCACGGGCGCCCACCUGACCUGGCCUUUUAUGAGUUCGUCAAGGACCCAAGCGGCCGCCGUCUGCUGCAGGGCAAGAAGCAAGCCAACAAGAGCAAGACCGAUCAGGUCGGACAGCUGGACGGACCCGGCGUCUCUCGUCAGCACCCACACUACCUUCCGGCCCACCCCAAGCGGAAGCCACUUGAGCGUGCGGGAGUGAGCAGCCCGCCGAUAGCCGUGGCUGGUUCUGUCGAUGGGCAUGUUGGUCGGCGCGGCCUCGCAGCCACGCCAUCCGAGCAGGAGAACGAGUGCAGGGAGAUUUGGCGCGCGCUGUGCACGCCCGGCAAGGGCCGGGAUCCUGGUGCGUAUCAGAGGCUGAAGAAGAUGGCCGUCUUCUCCCGCAACGUCUACUCGCAGCACGAUCAGGCUGUCCGUGUGCGCGUCGGCCCCUUCGUUCAGGACACCGGGAUCGAUCUGUACGUCGAGGGGGAGAUGUUCAGGAGCCAACUGUCACGCCGCACACGCUCAUCGCAGGCCAACGGGGGAUGGCAGCUGUCGCCAUGGCUGCUCCCCGACAAGCUGAGGAUGGUCGAUGAGAGAGGUGCGCAGCUGCUCGACAACCCUCCACCCGGAGCAUCUGUCGUCACGGCAGUGAGGGACGGCGCGACGAUCCACAUCAUCCGCGACGAUUGUCUGAAGGAUGUCAGUGACGUCAGCCACUCAGAACGGCGGACGGACAAGAGCCCGUCAGCGCAGCACGACCCUUCGACGCUUCUCUCGGCCACCCUGACGUCUGAGUCAGCCAAGCUGCCCUCGGCUCCCGCGGGCAUGGCGGCUUCCGCCGCGCCCUCGGCCCCAUUGGUGGGCGAUGGUUGGGGGAUGGUGGUUGAUGGGGUCUCGCUGGGCAAGCGGAAGGCGCAUGAGCCGCCCGUGGCUGAGGGAGAGGGGGAGUGCCGAUCGACCAAGGUGCACAAGACAGGUGGGCGACGUACUCACUCUGUCGAUUUAGGUGCCGUCUGUAUGUGUCGCCUUGUGUGUGUGUGUGUGUGUGUGUGUGUGUCCCCUAACCUGUUGAUCAGAUGAUGGUGGUGUUGCGGUGGAUGGUAGUGGGGAUGUCGCUGCUGCCUGUGUCAAGAAGGUGGCACUGGAAGAGUUGGAUGUGGCGGAUGUCAAGCUGGCGUUGGAGAAACUGUUCGAGAAUGACCCGAAGCUACUGCGCAUCCUGGUGGAGAAACUGGAGGAGGUACCUACGUGGCAAAUCGACAACGAGUAGAUUGCUGGUGGCCGCGUGUAUGUGUGUGUGUUGGUUGGUUGCCUGUGUGCCUGCCUGCCUGCAGCAAGCUAUUGACGGGGCGGCGUUGGCGGGGACGACUGAGGAGGAUUGGAAGAACCUGUGGGGCGCGUCGCUGAAGAUGGGACCCCGCAUCAAGCUGAGGCAAUGGGUGAAGAGUGCAAGACUACAUGGGGUAAGUCAGUGUGGCUGGCACGCGACAGACACAUAAAUGCCACCAAGGACAGGCACACAUCGAUAGCUCACCUACCACUCUGUGUGUGUCUGCAGGUGGAGGUGCCCCAGUCGAGUGCGUCGAAGGAUAACAAUACCGCCAUGCAGUGACAGCCCACCGGUGGACCACAAUCGAACGCACAUACAUGGUCAGCCCUCUGGCGUAUUGUUUUCCCGUCAGCGGCGGUGUGUGUGUGUUACUCUCAGAUCAUUACUACACUGUCCCCGUUUCCGCUGGCUGGGCGAUGCGACGACCGGCCCCACCCUGACUGAUCCCUUGUUUGUGUGCACAGCAAUACAUGUUGGAGGGGCGAGUCCAUCUCACUGCCUUUGUCUGCUGACCGAUUGACUGACGAUGGGCCUUCAUUGUGCAUGUAUGUGUUCAGUUCAUGUGUGGCGUCAAUCUAUCGGAUUCAUCCCAUCCACGUGCUGAUGGGUGUGUGUGUAUCUGGCGACCGACAUUUUCUCGAGUGUCCGUGGCCAAAGGUAUCCUAUCCUGCCUCUCGUGUUCGUGUGUGUGUGUGUGUCUAUCGGAAUAUAAGCGUACUUACGUCCACACGUACAUUUGUCAACCAACGGAGGUGAGCGAGCGAGCGGGUGGGGUCGGGCGGCGGUAUGCGGUGCGUUUUGCCAUCCCUCCCUCCCUCCACAGCUCAGAUCAACCUCGGUGUGUCCAUCGGUGUGUCCUGACUGCGUACCGCUUUAAUUUAUGUAUCCGUGUGUAUGUCUGCCGAUGAGAUGAGUUCUCGUUGUCCAUACCGGGGGGUGGGCGGCUGGGUGAAUAGAUGCCUGGCGUGGCGUGUCGUGGGUGCGUUUUUGUCGUGUCGAUCGGAGCGUGGCAGCCAGGCGCUAUAGACGACGUGUGCAGAGCAGAGACGCGUGCAUCCCAAGUGAUAUACUCAUACAUGCAUGCGGUUGAGCAGUUGAUGGGUCCGCCAGCCAUGGCGCACAUACAAAUCGCAUCAGUUUGCUGGCC